UUUAUUCAGUUCAUUGCUUGUGUUCGGAGAAACUAGACGGAUGGCGAGAUGCUUCCUUUAAAAUUAUGUGCAAUUUUUACUUUACUUAUGCCUGUGUGCUUGGAGGCGGCAAGAAUACUGGCUGUAUUUCCAUUUCCCGGACCGUCGCAGUACAUAAAUGCGUUGCCAUAUCUAAAGGAACUCGCCGCUCGGGGUCACGAAGUGACCUCCAUUAAUGCUUUUCCCCAGAAGAAACCUCUAAAAAACUUCCGGGAUAUUCCUAUACCUGAGGUAUUCGAAAACUACAAUGAUCUAAUUACAGACUUGAGUCAGCCAAUGAACUUGUGGCAAGAGAAUAAUUUUAUUAACAAAUUUUUUGUCAGUGUCACUCGCGCCGUUUUGACAAACAAAGAAGUGAAAGAAUCGCUCCUGCCACUUGGAAAGGAUCACUUUGACUUAAUAAUUGUAGAGGCUUUGCGAACAGAUGCAUAUUAUGGAUUUGCUUCUCAUUUCAAUGCCCCAAUCAUUGGUCUCUCGACCUUUGGCACUGACUGGAAUAUCGACGAGCUAGUCGGCAACGUAUCCCCCAUGUCAUACACUCCCCUGGUGACCGCGGGUUUAACGGAUCGAAUGAGUUUCAGAGAGCGCAUUACCAAUUUUGUGGAUACUACAUUAGCCUGGCUAAACUACAAAUAUGUGCACAUGCCUCUGCAGGAAGAGAUGUACGCGAAGUACUUCCCGGAGGCCUCGAAAAGGGUUCCAUUGUCCGACUUAAAUAGAAACUUCUCAUUGGUGUUGCUCAAUCAGCACUUCUCGCUGAGUUAUCCCCGUCCAUAUGUUCCUAACAUGAUCCAGGUUGGAGGCCUGCAUAUAUCUCAUAAGCCGGCUCCUUUACCCCAGGACUUGGAAGAGUUUAUUCAGGGCGCCGGCAAGGCAGGCGUCAUCUACUUCUCCUUGGGAUCUAAUGUGAAAAGCAAGGACUUGCCCGCUGAAAGAAGGGAAAUAAUCUUGAAAACGUUUGCCACUCUGCCGCAGCGAGUGCUUUGGAAAUUCGAGGAGGACCAGUUGCCGGGUAAGCCGUCGAAUGUGUUUAUUAGCAAAUGGUUUCCCCAGCCAGACAUCUUGGCCCAUCCCAACGUAAAGCUCUUCAUCACACAUGGAGGCUUGCUAAGCACGAUCGAGAGCAUCCACCAUGGCAAGCCGGUCCUUGGAUUGCCCUUUUUCUACGACCAAUUUCUGAAUGUCAAAAGAGCAACACAGGCUGGAUUUGGUCUGGGACUCGACCACAAGACAAUGACGCAGCGAGAGUUUAAGGAAACCAUCGAGAGAUUGGUAAACGAACCCAAGUUUGCGGACACGGCCAAGCAGAUGUCCGAUCGCUAUCGGGACCAACCGAUGACUCCUCUGGAAACAGCCAUUUGGUGGACAGAGUACGUUUUGCGACACAAGGGGGCCUAUCACAUGCGAGUGGCUGGCCAAGAUCUCGGCUUCUUUGCCUAUCACAGCUUGGACGUGAUCGGAACUCUUUUGGGAGGAGCUCUUCUGCUCCUUGCAAUUGUGCUGGCUUUGCUUUGUAAAUUUAUCACCCUCGCCGGCUUCCGUAACUCUAAGAAAAAACGGAAAAUUCAUUAGGCUUUAUUUGAUUUAAAUGUAAAGUUGAUUUGUAUAUUUUCAUAAUAAAAUGGGAUGGCAACUUUAUGCAGCUUGCAUAUAUGGAA
This is a messenger RNA of Drosophila ananassae, 1697 nucleotides long. RefSeq names its product UDP-glycosyltransferase UGT5 (gene Ugt35B1). The coding region runs from base 49 to 1611 and encodes 520 amino acids. NCBI's taxonomy places the organism in Eukaryota, Metazoa, Arthropoda, Insecta, Diptera, Drosophilidae. The transcript has 2 exons. Gene Ontology annotation, molecular function: UDP-glycosyltransferase activity. The record is from RefSeq and is a predicted model, not a curated record.